Messenger RNA from Astrephomene gubernaculifera, 1004 nucleotides. The record is from the annotation of a GenBank genome assembly. Lineage: Eukaryota; Viridiplantae; Chlorophyta; Chlorophyceae; Chlamydomonadales; Astrephomenaceae.
GCCCACGAUAGUGUUCUUUGAUGGAAGUUUCUGCGACUGACUCGAAACAAUGGGGUAGCCAAAAGUUCCACGCAACAUUUCUCACAUUUGCUGACCCUUGGACGCUAUUCGCGCCAAUUGCAACCAGCACUGCUUGAUCACGAAGACUGUCAAGUCACACAAGAUCUCGUAUAGUUGCAUCGACGCCCUGUGAACGGCUGGCUUGGCGGGCGUGGCGCCAGUCUAUAGCAAAUGCAUAUUAAGCAGGUGCUCAUCGAGGGCUUCAAGAGCUACAAGGACCAGACGCACACCGAGGAGUUUGACCCUAAGAUAAACGUCGUUGUUGGCGCAAAUGGCUCCGGAAAGUCUAACUUCUUCCAUGCCAUUCGCUUCGUGCUGAACGACGCCUUCAUCAACAUCCGGGGAGACGAGCGGCUGCAGCUGCUGCAUGAGGGCGCGGGUCACCGAGUGUCUAGCGCCUGGGUGGAGGUGGUGUUCGACAACUCGGAUGGGAGGUUCCCGAUCGACCGCAGCGAGUUGCGUCUGCGUCGCACCAUCAGCGCCAAGAAGGACGACUACACGCUGGACAAGAAACACAUACCUAAGUCCGAGGUGAGCAGCCUGCUGGAGAGCGCCGGCUUCAGCAAGAGCAACCCCUACUACAUCGUGCAGCAGGGCAAGAUCACCGCCAUGGCCGCCAUGUCCGACCCGCAGCGGCUGGAGCUGCUGAAGGAGAUCGGCGGCACGCGGGUGUACGAGGAGCGGCGGCGGGAGAGCCUGCGCAUCCUGCAGGAGGCGGACAGCAGGGGCGCGCAGAUACGGGAGAUGCUCUCCGAGAUCGAGUCCAAGCUGCGCGAGCUGGACGCCGAGCGCGCCGAGCUGGCCGAGUUCCAGCGGCUGGACCGCACCCGCCGCUGCCUGCAGUACAACCUGUACGACAAGGAACUGGGGAAGACGCAGGCGGAGGUGGAGAAGUUGGACCGCGAGGCCGCCCGGCUGCGUGAGGCCGCGGGUGCUGCGGGGGA